ACGUGUCAACUGUCAAGUCUCAUACUCAAUCAACGCUACGUGUUAAGUAGCCGUCACUAGGAAUAAAUAAAUAAUGCGUCACUCACAAACAGUUCCAACCACACUACUCAAUACUCAUCAAUGGAAUCUGAAAUCGUCUCUGAGUUUCUUCCUUUUGUUCGUAUUUACAAAGACGGUACCAUCAAGCGACUUAUCGGCAACGACAUCAUCCCGACGUCUCUAGAUCCAUCAAACGACGUCGUUUCAAAAGACGUUGUAUACUCCCCCGAGCACAACCUCUCCGUUCGUCUUUUUCUCCCUCAUAAAGCCGCCGCCGCCGCCGACGGCGAGAAAAAACUGCCUCUGCUUAUCUACAUCCACGGCGGAGCUUGGAUCAUCGAGUCGCCUUUCUCCCCAAUCUACCAUAACUACGUCGCGGCGGUUGCUAAAUCCGCUAACUGCCUCGCCGUAUCGGUUCAGUACCGUCGUGCGCCGGAACAUCCGGUUCCGGCGGCGUACGAAGAUGUAUGGUCCGCGAUCCAGUGGACUUUCUCUCAUGCUAACGGAUCUGGUGGUCCUGAAGAUUGGAUUAACAAACACGCCGAUUUCGGGAGAGUGUUCCUCGCCGGAGACAGCGCCGGAGGUAACAUAUCGCAUCACCUGGCGAUGAAAGCCGGUGAAGAGAAGAAGCUAGGUAUCAAAAUCAAAGGAAUCGGAGUUGUUCAUCCAGCUUUCUGGGGAACAGAUCCGGUCGAUGAGUUCGAUGUGCAAGACAAAGAGACGAGAAGCGGAAUCGCGGAGGUUUGGGAAAAAGUCGCGAGUCCGAAUAGUGUCAACGGAACUGACGACCCGUUGUUUAACGUAAACGGAUCCGGGUCGGAUUUUACGGGGUUGGGUUGUGAGAAGGUUUUGGUUGCGGUGGCUGGGAAAGAUGUGUUUGCGAGGCAAGCUUUGGCUUACGCGGCGAAGCUGGAGAAGAGUCAGUGGGGAGGGACUGUGGAAGUGGUUGAGGAGAAAGAUGAAGGACAUGUGUUUCAUUUGCAGAAACCUGAUUCUGAUAAGGCUUUGAAGUUUUUGAACAAGCUUGUCGACUUCAUCAGUGGUUGAAGAAUGAUAUUUUUUAUAUAUAUAUGUUCUUGAAUCUUGAUGAUUCUAAAGUACUAUGGUAUUUGUUUCUUUUUUUAAUUUGAUUUUGGUUAUGUAAUCCUUAUGUUUUCAUGUAAUAAAAUAUUGGUAAUUUGUUGAUGACA
Capsella rubella is the source of this 1229-nucleotide messenger RNA. Its product is annotated as probable carboxylesterase 5. The coding region runs from base 121 to 1086 and encodes 321 amino acids. The record is from RefSeq and is a predicted model, not a curated record. NCBI's taxonomy places the organism in Eukaryota, Viridiplantae, Streptophyta, Magnoliopsida, Brassicales, Brassicaceae. Gene Ontology annotation, molecular function: hydrolase activity. The transcript has a single exon.